AUGGAUCAGAUUCUAGCCAAGGCCUCAAACCAAGCUGUGUCUUUUGCUAUCCGCUCGGGCAUCUCCCUUGCCUCCGGCUAUGCCAUUAAGACAAUCUCUACUUUUCUUUCACAGAUCCCUGCUUCUGCACAACAACGAAUUGAAAGUAAGAGGUUAAAACUCAAGACCAAGAUUGAUAUUAUUAAUAUUACACUUGACCUUAUUAGACUUGCAUCUGCUCGCGGAAAUACUGUGCUUGAGCAUACAAUGGUGCUCAUUGAUGAUCUAGAUUUACAAUUCACUGAGUUUGAUCACAAAAUUGAUGAAAUAACGAGAAACUUGACGGGUGGCAAUGAGGAAAAGAGUAUUGCAAAGGUGGAAAAGUAUAUGGCUGAAUUGUUAGCUGAGAUCAACGACGCAAUACCCAUAUUAAAUAUGAGUUUGCUUACUUCUGGUGUUAAUAUGAAUGGAAGUGUUGAUUUCACAAGUAGUACUGCUGGGAUAUCACCAGGAAGAUUAUUGCAAGCUGCACAGUAUAUAACUACUGACAAUAAGGAAAAAGGACAAAACCAUGAACUUGGUGUGGUUGGUCCGGUCUUUGAUUUGGUUACUUACACUAUAUUUUACAAUCCAAGUCGAUUGAAGUAUGUCAAUGAUGGCAAUAGUGGUGUAGUUGAUGAGUUGAGCUAUAUUUCGUGGAAGGAGACAUUUGCUCGCACUUCAGUAAAAAUAAUCUCGAAACGAGGCGAGGAAAUCCAAAAGGGUAAGCUGAGUUUAAAGUAUAGUUACUCAUUAGAGAUUAGAGAGGAUUACAACGAUGGCAGGUAUCACGAUGAAGAUGAUAAGCCCAUUGUGAAAAAAUAUGACUUGAAGUCAAUCCAAUCGAUGUUCUUUACUGCUUCAGGUAAACUCUUGCGUUUGGAGGGAAGAAAUUCUCCGGUGUUAAUUUUGAAGCUUGUUAAUGAACAGAGUGACGAAGAAUGGAUAGCUUUUGGGGAAUUGCACCAUGGUGAGUUUGACGACGAUGAUGAUGAUGAUGAUGAUGAUGAUGAUGAAGAAGAAGAAGAAACCGAUGGAUCCAAUAAGAAAAGUAAAGAAAGCAAGGUAAAAACGAUAAAGAAAGAGAAAAAAACCAAACUCAAUACGGUUUCUAAAGAAGCAAUAAAAAAUAGCUCCCUCUCGUUACUAGAGUAUACACUUCGUCUCGCAAAGCUUCAACAGACUGAACAAGCCAGUAUCCUUGACACUCCGGACGAAGUGUUGAAACUCUAUUUGCAUGAUCAAACAACAACAAAAACAAACCUGGAACUACCCAAAACUUUGACUCAUAAACACACGGAAGCAAAUAAAGCACAACUCACUGAAGAGAAAAUAAAGAUGGACUCCAACAUUCUGCGAAUGAAACAUCUAGCAAUUGAUUCUGAGGCAUUAUGA
Molecule: messenger RNA, 1413 nt
Organism: Lodderomyces elongisporus
Lineage: Eukaryota; Fungi; Ascomycota; Pichiomycetes; Serinales; Debaryomycetaceae
Gene: YRB30
Exons: 1
Coding region: 1-1413 (470 amino acids)
Cellular component (GO): cytoplasm; nucleus
Molecular function (GO): GTPase regulator activity
Source: RefSeq, a predicted model, not a curated record